GGGGAAAAUAAGCUGGAGUGUGUAUGUGUAGUGUUGUACUGUAUUCGUUUGAUUUGUGAGAGUUUUGGUCAGAGAAAUGGAAAGUGUGUGAGAAUAAAGUUAGUUAUUGAGAAAGUUUUCACUAGGUUCAAUAUUGUCUUGAUGAACAGUCAGCUGUAGCGUUAACUAACAGCUUGCACUGCUUAGACACACAUACAUCGAAAGCUUUGUGCAGCUCAUGUCUCUCUGCGGCGGUAUGGAAAUGUACUUAAGAGGAAUUUGAAGCUUGUAUCCCUGGAGGAACUUCACCAGGGUCUGUAACGGUUUUUGUGUAUUCAGCAAACGCACGAGCGUGUGGACAGUCGUGUGCCAAGAGUUCGCUGUUUUCAGCUACUUUACUAACUUUAAGCGUAGUCUCAGGGUUUUAACACGCCGGUUUAUGUAAAAAUAAAUAAACAAACAAACAAACAAACAAACAAACAAAAAUAGUAAAUGUUUUGCUUUAUAUAGCGUUUAGUUGGGUGUGAUGAGAGUUAAGAGUUUCGUAACAGUCCGAAAAUAACAAAUGUGACUCGAGCUAGGCAAACUGACACUGCAGUUUAUACUUUCUGUCUUGGCACGUCUAGAUUCAGAUUUCACCCCCGUGUUUUUUCCUCUCUUAUAAACGAUGUUUUAAUUAGAUUAAAUACUAGUGUGUUUCUGAAGCUGUUUAAUUGUGACCUUUGUUGACAUUAUUUUAAGUGGUGGAAAUGAUUCUACGUGAUAUUUACGUUCACUGUAUGUGUGUGUUUCCGAAGUUUACACAGCUCGAGUUACUGUCAAACAGCCGUUUACUUUGCCUGGCUUUGCAGUGACAGACAGCAGACGAAGGGACGCGCUCGGAACUGAGACAUUAUGACUGGGGUAGAGGAGGUGCCACUGUGUCGUCCUUCUCAUGAUUCAAGCAGGGUGGAUGAGUUAAGCCCUGACACAAACGGAGUUGCUCCAUGUGCUGUGGAGGAAGAUCUCAAACCUGAGGAGGAAGAGCUAUUCCCAGAAGGAGCUCGGCCCAUACAGAUAGUUGUUGCAAAUCAGGAUGACCAUAAAUUUGAAUUAGAUGCUGGGGCGUUGGAGAAGAUCCUAAUGCAAGAUCAUAUCAAGCACCUCAAUGCGGUUGUGCUCUCUGUGGCUGGUGCUUUUCGCAAGGGCAAAUCCUUCCUGCUAGACUUCAUGCUACGCUAUUUUCACAAUCAGUCAUCUGAGUCAUGGAUGGGAGGAGAUGAUGAGCCACUAACAGGUUUCUCCUGGAGGGGGGGUUGUGAGAGAGAGACAACAGGAAUACAGGCCUGGAGUGAAGUGUUUGUGGUGGAAAAGCCUGAUGGCAGUAAGGUUGCUGUCUUGCUGGUUGAUACUCAGGGAGCUUUUGACAGUCAUUCCACUAUUAAAGACUGUGCUACAGUUUUUGCCCUUAGCACUAUGACGAGCUCCAUACAGGUUUAUAAUCUUUCACAGAAUAUUCAAGAAGAUGACCUUCAGAAUCUCCAGCUUUUUACAGAAUAUGGUCGCUUGGCAAUGGAGGAGGUCUAUGAAAAACCAUUUCAGAAACUGCUGUUUCUGAUCAGAGAUUGGUGUUACCCCUAUGAGCAUGAGUAUGGACUUGAUGGAGGGAAUAACUUCUUGGAACGGCGACUACAGGUGAAACAGAACCAGCACGAAGAGCUACAGAAUGUGAGGAAGCACAUCCACUCAUGUUUCUCAAGCAUCGACUGUUUUCUACUGCCUCACCCAGGCCUGAAGGUUGCAACCAAUCCCUACUUUGAUGGCAGACUGAGAGAUAUUGAUGGGGAUUUUAAGAAGGAGCUGCAGAACCUGGUGCCUUUACUACUGGCCCCUGAGAACCUGGUGGAGAAAGAGAUUAAUGGUGCCAAGGUUACAUGCAGGGACCUACUGGAGUAUUUCAAGGCAUACAUCAAAAUCUACCAAGGUGAGGAGCUCCCUCAUCCAAAGUCUAUGUUACAGGCAACUGCUGAAGCCAACAACUUGACCGCUGUGGCGGGGGCAAAGGACGCUUACAGCCGGACCAUGGAGCAGAUAUGUGGUGGAGACAAACCAUACAUUGCACCAGUUGACCUCCAGCGCUAUCAUGAUGAUCUAAAGCAAACCUCUGUCCAGCAGUUCCGUGCUGUUAAGAAAAUGGGAGGUGUUGAGUUUAGCCAACGGUACCAGGAACAGCUGGAGUCUGAGCUUGAUGAAGCUUAUGCUAAUUUCAUCAAGCACAAUGAAAGCAAGAACAUUUUCUAUGCAGCAAGGACUCCUGCAACGUUGUUUGCUGUCAUGUUUGCUGCCUACAUAAUCUCAACAGUAACAGGGUUCAUCGGUUUAUCAGUGAUCGCUGUCCUGGCCAAUCUUGUGAUGGGGGUGUCCUUGACGUCACUGUGUGCAUGGGCGUAUGUGAGAUAUUCAGGCGAAUAUCGAGAAGUGGGCGUGGCUAUAGACCUUACAGCAGAAGCCUUGUGGGAGCAGGUGCUGAAGCCACUGACUGAACAAUACAUGGAGGAAAAUAUUCGCCAGACUGUAGUGAACUCUAUAAGAGCCAGUCUGACUGAACAAGUGAAGCAAACUGCAAAGUUAAAAACCAACUGACAGCGUGCUGUCUCAUAUGUCUCUCCUGUUCAGUGUGUACAGAAUGUGUUUUUGCACAGUUUUAUUGUGGACUCUUAUACCCUUAGGUUGAACAGUUAAAACCAAAGUUUACAACCCAGACUAGACAUGAUAUACACAUAUAGUGAGUGUCUGAACCUUUGUCACUAUAAUGUAACGAAACACAGGCAUACCUCCUGUGGGUUUUUUUUCUUCUUCUUUUAGAAGUAGCCAUAAAAAAAUCAAUCAGAAAAAGUUUUGUCCAUUUUACUAGUUUCAGUUAAUGCCUGGGUCCUUUUAGAUUUAUUAAUUCAUUUAUGUGUUUGAAUUUAUAUUUGUCCCGUUUCAAUAUUGUCUGACUGCUCACUAUGACAAUUUUUAAUUGUUUGUUUAAAAAAUGACUCCUUCAGUAAAUGCACUACUGCAGAUUGUAAAACCACGCAGAACUGCUCUAUACCAGUCUCCUCCCUCUACACUUUCAAUUGUAUCAUAACCCCCAGCAUGUACAUGAAUGUAUAAAUAGUUUUUAUUAUAUUUCUAGAAAAUGGGAGGGGUGGGUUAGUAGAUAAUUGAGUAAUUAGAGAUUGUUCUACACUGUAUAUAAAUUCAUCUGCUCAUUUACUGCCAUAGUACUUGUCACAUCAUGCACAACCUUACAUUGGAAUGUGUGGGAUAACUUGCUUUGUCUGCCUUUUAAGGAUGUGUUGUAAUUUAUUUUUUAAGUGAUUAAAAAUAUUUAAAUAACUUACCUGUGGUUUUUACUCUGCCAGAUCUACUAUUUGUUUUUAGGAUUAUCCUAAAAGUUAAUAAGUUUAAGUCUAAGCUUUUCAGGCGUGUAUUGAGUCCGUCUCUAUGCUGCCAGGAUGUUUGAGUGUGUAAAAGGUUAUGCCUGUAGCUGUUGGGGUUUCAGUUAAGGGGCUUUGUACUGACUAGAAGGCCGUUGAUGAAUGCACAAUAAUCCUUUUUGCUCCUUUAUGGCACAGCUAUGGCCAUGUUUCUAUGGCGACAGACAUUUUAAACAGUUUGAACAAUAGGGUUCGAGUGGCUCCAUAGCCUAGUUUCACAGGCAGCAGAGGCAACCGCAAGACUGAAAAGGUAAGGAAAGGAAAAAAAUAUAUAUAUAUGCUUAAAAAAUUGCAUUAACAUGAUGUUUAGAUAACAACAGCUCAACUAAAGUGCCAAAAACCAAGCAUUUAAGCU
Molecule: messenger RNA, 3798 nt
Organism: Ictalurus furcatus (blue catfish)
Lineage: Eukaryota; Metazoa; Chordata; Actinopteri; Siluriformes; Ictaluridae
Gene: atl2
Product: atlastin GTPase 2
Exons: 13
Coding region: 874-2601 (575 amino acids)
Biological process (GO): endoplasmic reticulum organization; protein homooligomerization
Molecular function (GO): GTP binding; GTPase activity
Source: RefSeq, a predicted model, not a curated record